AUCAUCGCAUCCGCCAAGGGAAAGCUUAACAGCCGAUCCCAAGUUUGAGACCUGUAUCAAGCAGUCUCGGCUUUCCUGGGGAAAAGAGGCUAGCACUGCCACAGGAGUCCAUUCUUGGCGUUUGGUGUAUCAGCAAAGUUUCCGAAGUUAAGCUUUUGGUUGAUCUAUUUUGAGAUCUGUUUUGGAGGGUGUAGCAAGAUUGAAAAUCAUGUAUAAGAAGACUGACUUGUUCUCACCAAACAAAUUUCUCGUCAUCCAAACUCAUCUCUCAUUUCAGACUAUUAAGAUUCGCUUGACGCGACAAUUUCUCUUCUCUUUUUCGGACUGGUGCCUUUUUACUAUCAAUAACUGCUGGGCAGCCUUUUUUCUUUAAUUGUUUGAACACAAUCAUUCGAUAAUACUCAAUAUGUAUUUCUCCAACAUCGUUAUCGGUGCUCUUGCAGCUCAGGCCCUGUCGGGUGACAGAAGGCCGACUCCAGCACUGGCUGGAAAGUUCGCGGCCUUGAUGGCUUCUGCAGCUCUACCAGUUUCCGGUGCGCCAGUGAUUGGCCUCAUCGAACCUCGAUCGCCCGAGAUCUUGGUGCUAGGUGGUGGUGGUCAGCAGAACCAGGGCCAACAGGAUGGCAACGACGAUGCUCAAGACGAACAAGACGAUCAGAACGAGCAGGACGAUCAGAACGAACAAGAUAACCAGAACGGCCAAGACGGACAAAAUGGCCAGGACGGGCAAGGCAGAGGUGGUAAUAACGGCAACGGCCAAGGCAACGGACAGGAUCAAGGCCAAGGUCAAGAUAACGGCCAGGGUCAAGAUAAUGGCCAAGAUCAAGGCAACGGUCAGGACCAAGGCAAUGGAGGAAACCAGGGCGACCAAGCCACUGCCACCGAGUCCCUUGCUACUGCUGUCGACACAGCCACCAAUGCCGCCACUGAUGUCGGUGCUAUCCAGAGCCGUAUCGCCAACGAGACCGUCGUCACCAGAUCUCUUGGUCCCGGCCAGCUUGACCCAGGCCAGACUGGUGCUGACACUGCUACCCAGGAUGGCGGUGCCGCUGCCACUGAGACUGCUGCAGCUACUGAGACAGGUGCUGCUGGCGAGACCGGAGCGGCCGGUGACACUGCUGCAGUCACUGAGGCCCCUGCUGCUACCGACACUGCUGCCGCUACUGAGAAUGCCCCUGCUACUGUUACCGUUACCGUUACCGCUGGUGGCAACAACGGCAACAACGGCAACAAUGGCAACAACGGCAACAAUGGUGACGGUAACGGCAACGGAAGGGGAAACAAGGAUAAGAACAACGGAAACAACAACAACGCUGACCAGAACAACGGCGGUGAUGCUGCCAACGAGGGUGAUGCUCAGAAUGGUGAUGGUGCCCAGAACGGAGGUAACGGCAAGGGUAACAACGAUGCUGGAAACAACAAUGGUAACGCAAACGACGGUGCUGCCAACGAUGGCGCUGCCAACGGUGACGCCAACGGUGAC
Molecule: messenger RNA, 1483 nt
Organism: Fusarium redolens
Lineage: Eukaryota; Fungi; Ascomycota; Sordariomycetes; Hypocreales; Nectriaceae
Exons: 3
Source: RefSeq, a predicted model, not a curated record